Chinchilla lanigera (long-tailed chinchilla) is the source of this 1277-nucleotide messenger RNA. It is a transcript of the gene Ak4, whose product is annotated as adenylate kinase 4. Gene Ontology annotation, molecular function: AMP kinase activity; nucleoside diphosphate kinase activity; ATP binding. Gene Ontology annotation, biological process: nucleobase-containing compound metabolic process. Lineage: Eukaryota; Metazoa; Chordata; Mammalia; Rodentia; Chinchillidae. Gene Ontology annotation, cellular component: cytoplasm; mitochondrion. The record is from RefSeq and is a predicted model, not a curated record.
AGGUUGGUGACGCGGCCAGGCAGUACCUGGAGAAGGGCCUGCUGGUGCCUGACCACGUGAUCACGCGGCUCGUGCUGUCCGAGCUGGAGCUCAGGAGAGGCCAGCCCUGGCUGCUGGAUGGUUUCCCCCGGACCAUCGGGCAGGCCGAAGCCCUGGACAAGGUCUGCGACCUGGACCUGGUGAUCAGCCUCAACAUCCCCUUCGAGACCCUGAAGGAGCGGCUCAGCCGGCGCUGGCUUCACCCGCCCAGCGGCCGCGUCUACAACCUGGACUUCAACCCACCGCUCGUCCCGGGCGUGGACGACGUCACCGGUGAGCCGCUGGUCCAGCAGGAGGAUGACAGACCUGAGGCGGUGGCCGCCCAGCUGCGGCGGUACAAGGACGCGGCAAAGCCGGUCAUCGAGCUGUACCGGAGCCGGGGUGUGCUGCACCAGUUCUCGGGGACGGAGACCAACAAGAUCUGGCCAUACGUGCACGCGCUCUUCUCCAGCAAGCUCGCGCCUCUCCAGUCCAAAGAAGCCAACUGAGGCCCCCGGUGGCGGCGGCUGGUCGUUUGGCGCCCUCCCGGGCCACGCUGGUGGCCGGCCAGGAGCUCGCGGCAUCUUCUCUAGGGAAGCGUGCCCCGAAGGGAGGACUGGCGCGUGCGGGGCUGCGUGAGAGCCCUCCUGGCCGUGCCCCGUCCCGCUGUCCGCCUGCGCCACCGCUGAGGCUGGCUGUCCGGCCGGGGUCCCUGCUCAGAUGCCCCGGGGCGAGGGCUUGGCCUCCGCCGGGUGAAGUCUGACAUCUGUGCCCCUUCCUGCCGGGCGGGCUGCGGGCUGUGACCCAGAGUGGGGACCCGGCUCUCGCAGCCCCAGCUGAGCCCGCAGCGCCUUCGUCUCCACCGCGGCUGCCUCUGCCUCGCUCUCUUCCUUUUCCUGUGAAAAAUGAGACCCCCAGAGUCCGAGAAUUUUCAGAAACGUGGAGAAGCGUCCAGAAGGGCUGCAGGAUCGCCCUGUGUGUGGAGAGGAACCGGUCCCGCAGAAUGGCUGGGAGAAUAGAAGAGUGGGUUGCAGGGGACAGCAAAUCGUGUCCCAGCCGCGCUGCGCGAUGCCAGCCCCGCCUCCCGUGACUGACGCCACGUGCCCGGGGGCGGAGCCUGCGGGGGAGGGGAUGUCACACUGGCGCCGACGCCCUUGCCAUUGUGGGAGACGAUCUCUUCCUGUUUCCCUCUAUUCCAAAGACUUGGUCUGUGGGUGGCCACGAGGUCCAGAAAUACAGAUUCUAGCGUCUUGCUGUCA